GCCGUGACGAACAGAACAUCCAGGAAGAGAAUUGCAGAAACGUUUGAACAACGUGAGUCCUGUGGAUGUUUUUCAAAGUUAUGAGCCACAUUUAGCGGGACAGGAUCCUUCGCAGGCUUCAACACCGCAAGGAGAACAUUGGUUAAGGUAGGUGCAAACAACAACACACCACCUAUUCGCUAAAAAUGAUCCCAAAACAGUCACAAACAGCAGUGCCAGGAGCAGUGAGCUGCUAUAGCUGAAUUAAAAAAGUCUUAUUUGUUUCUUCUGAAUUUAGUCAUGGCCCUCAACAAGUCCAUGCAUCCCCGCAACCGGUACAAAGACAAGCCCCCUGACUUCGGGUACCUGGCCUCCAAAUAUCCAGACUUCCAACAGCACGUGCACACCAGCCUCGCGGGAAGACCUGUGUAAGUACUAACAACCGUUCAGAGUUUGUAUGUGAAGAGUUUCCUCAUGCAGGAGACUGUUAAUAAUACUAAAAAUCUGAAUUAUUGGGGGGUCAUAAGUGUAAGUGUUCUGUCUGGUAAUAUCUGGUCAGUCUUGGAUGUAACUGACUGAGAGACAUAGGGGAGAGUGUGGUAAGAUGAGACAUUUUUCAUGUUUCAGAUCUCUACAUCAAGGCAAUCAUAGUUUUGUGUCUAACUAGUGUAUCUGCAUAUAUUCCAGGGUGUUGUUCAUCCCUGCAAACCAACAGAAUGAGUGUAAACAUAACUGUCUUGAUAAUAUAGCAUGCCAAAAAAAGGGGUCUAUGGUCAACUUACCCCGUGUAUGGGGUAAGUUGACCAUAGGAGCAGGGUAAGUUGAGCUGUAUCCCUACUACCCCAGCCCUCCCUCACCUUCACCUUCUCUCUCCUUAAAUAACAGUCACUUCUUCACAUUCAUGUGUAUUUUUAUCUAUUAUAUGCUAUUCAACUGGUACAAUAAUCCCAUUUGUUAUUAUUGAAUAUAACUGCUAAAAAGCUGUUUUGUAAAAAGUCAUUUUAACAUGAGAAUGUCUUUUAGUGAUUCAGAACAUUCACAGCUGUAUUUUUGAAAAGAAAAAGUAACACAUUUCAACAAUCUGAACUGAAACUCUGAUCCUCUCAUCAGACUUCUUUACUUUCUCAGUUGAGUCACUGGCUCAACUUACCCCAGAACUACUAUUAUGACUUUAUUAGUCCUCUAAGCUCAAAUGGUGGACUUUUAUGUUAGGUUUUUGACCUCAUGUUGUAGCUCAUAGAUACCACAAUUGAUGUAUAAAACAAAUUUAAAAUGAUCUUUUUUGGUCUGAACACAAUUUUAAUAAAACUUAUGACAGACUAAAUUCACUUUCAAGAGUGAAAAAUGGUUUUUGAGAAAUAAAUAUCUAACACCUUUACCUAUGUGCUCCUAACCUUCACAGACUCCAUAAAUUGAUUUGGAGUCACAUAUUUUGGUCACAUGAUCAAUUUCUUUUACCAUUUCCAAGCAACAGGGGGUGGCUUAACUUACCCUUUGGCUCAACUUACCCCACUCUCCCCUAUCAUCAGAAACUCAGAUUUAAAAGCUGCAUUUGACUGAACAUUAAACUCAAUAUUCACUGAUCUGACGCGUAUAAUCACAGUAAUGUAGACUGUGGGCUAUCAACCAUUUCUUGAUCAGCCCACAUUGUCACAGUUGGUUUGUUUCAUCCCUGUUAUUGUUCAGUUCAACAGUUCCACUUUCAGACUGACUCAGUCAAUCGUGAUGAAAAAUCACUGGCUUCAUGCUCUGACUAAAAUCUGUCAAAAAGACUUGACUUGCAUCAUUGCAUCUCUGAUAAUUAUGACUAAAGAACUCAGAAAAAAUGAGAAGAGUAAAGUUACAAGUGUUUCUUUAGUCUCCCAACCCAGGGGAAGGUCUCACAGCUUCUGAUUUAAUAUUCAUACAUACAAAUGGCGUAGCCCUCAGGAAAAAUUUGAUAUUCAUCAAAAAUCUUCCACAAAGAGAGCAUCAGAGUCUAGCCCCACUCAAACUCCAGCUGAGGUUUUAAGAAUGGUUAAAUAAGGGUCCCUAUUAGCCUCCUGUGUUUCACUCAAACCGCAGGGGUGCAAACUAUAGGACUGGAAAAUGGUGUGUGUUAAGUGUGUGUGUGAGAGAGACGCUAAUGAGAGGUCAUGUUGUGAAAAAGUGCAGGCAGAGGGAAAAUGUCUGAAAGGAUUAGUGGAUGUUGACAUUGAGCAGUGUGAGUUAAUGACUGUGGGUACAGAGCUGUUCUUGUACACUCAGUGGGUCCCAUAGCUUUCCAGUUUGCCUAUGUGUCGGCACCAACAAAGCCAAAGUGUGUCCAAAAUAUGAUUUACCAAGUAUUUUUGUAAGGUUGCGUCUAGUCUUUGGCAAAACAUGUCAAUCUGUCAUUCUUCUUUAUCUGGAUGUUAUCAUUGUUCUUUAGGGAUAAAAAUGACAGUCAGUCUAAGGAGACAAAGGAAAAUCCUGAUUAAUAUUCCAGCUGACAGCUAUUAAGGGACUUAACUUUGAGGAACGCUCUUCAUCUGUCAGGACUGAGACGCUCUCCUCCCUCUUUAUUUGGGAUUUUGAAACAGGUAGCACGUCUGCGAGCGAGGGAAUUUCUCGUAAAUGUUUCUGUGCUGUGCAGAUACAUGUGGACUGGUGGUUGUGAUAUAGUGGUGAACGUGGUAGUGUUGGCUGGGUCUUUGUGGCUCUGAGGUGACCAGUUGAUCAUUUUUGUAAGUAAGUGUACGGUGCAUGUGUGGUCCUGCUGGAAAUCUCCACAUUUUUGUCAGUAACAAGUGAUAACUAUCAACCUAGAGCAGUGGUUCUCAAGUCCAGUCCUUGAGGCCCACUGUCCUGCAUGUUUUGGAUGUUUCCCUGCUCCAUCACACCUGAUUCAAAUGAUCAGCUCGUUAUCAAGCUCUGUUAUGGCUUAAUAACGAGCUGAUCAUUUGAAUCAGGUGUGUUGGAGACGGAAACAUCCAAAACAUGUAGGACAGGGGGGCCUCAAGGACUGGACUUGAGAACCACUGGUCUAGACUAUAAACUAAUAGACAUGUAGGAACUUAAUGGGAGACAGAAACAUGUAUGUUGUAUAUAUGUUUUAUAAGCAUGGGUGUGAAAGUAUUUUUACUAGUUUAUAAAGGUAUAUACUGUGUAUGAACUUAUACGGUAUGUAUAAGCGUAGAUAGGUCUUUCUUUGUCUUUUGGCACUAAACCAUCACAUGUUCCUGAUUUUCACUCUCACUAAUUUCCAUCUUUUCUUCAACUUCUCACCUCAUGUGUCCAAAUAUAAGCCCUUUUUGCACAGUAUUAAUGCUCUACUUUAAAACCAAAGCUCUGUAUGCACUCCUGAGCCAAACGGCGCUUGGAUUUUCAAAGAAAAGUAUUCAUGAUAUUCAGUAAUGAUCCAGGAAAGUUACUCACAAAAUUCUUGCCUGAAUGUGGACCCGGGUGGUGCACCUGCUGGCAUUCCCAUCCCAGAGCCAUGCUGAUGGUUCAGUUGUAUAUUAUUCAGUCAAUUAUUUUUGCCAGCUAUAUAACGUAUGUAAAGGAUUUCGCCUUCAUAUGUGGUACCAGCUCUGGCUGCCCGUCUGCUGGAAUUUGGCUCCUCUUCCCCCAUCAGUCUGUCAUUCCAUCAGUGGAGGGAUUAGUGUGGUUUUUGUAUUCCUCAAUGAAUUCAUCUACUGGGUUUUUAAGUAUUUAAGCAGUGAGUUAGGGAUGAGCGUAAUCUUGGGGAGACACUCGCAAAAUCCUCGGGGGAGAUAUGUCCCCCUUCAUUUGGGGAUCGUCAGUGGAGAAGAGUGAUAGAAGCGGUCAGGAAGUGGAGCUCAGACCAGAGGCAGCAGAGGAAACAUUGUAGAUGUAACUGGAAUUAAAGUGAGGAUGAAAUAAACCCCAAAACAUGUCCGGAUGUGUGUUUCUUUCAGUGUUCAGGGAAGGAGAAGGGGGGCUCAGAUCAGAAAGAUAGAGGGUUAGGAUAGGAUUAGAAGCUGUGAGUGGGUAUUAAAAAUUCAGCAGCCCGUGUGGAAUUUAAUUUGGGAGUCAUAUUUUUUCAUGGGUUGGGACACAAUCAUCAGAGAAGGAUUUUCACUCUGGUAAUUAAAGGAAUGUUACAUUUUCACACCAGUAUUUAUUAUUCAACACAUCCCCUGCAAUAGCUGAGAAAUAAAUGAUUAAUUUUGGGCUCUGGUGCCAAAUUUUCAAUGAUGAAUGUGAACCUCUGACAGUCAGCUGCACUUUCCUCACUGGAACACUGAGCCAUUAACAUACAGACCUCUUUAUUAUCUGAUAUGAGACCUGAGGCUUUGGGUGGGACAUUAUUUUAGAAUUUUUCAUUUCAAAGCCAUGUGCCGUGACUUCUUUGACCUUGAGAGCUUGGCACAAAACUGGUCCAGCCCCCCAACCCUGAACCUUAAAAGCUGCUCGUAUCUGGAACUGAAUUUUCUUUUGCUUUCUUUUUUUUUUUUGUUACAUUAGCUUUUUAAUCCUGUCUAGGUUUGUGUGAUGCACUCAGUCCGCUUUUAUUAGGAGCUGAGGAAAUGGAAAAAAAAACACCUGACUCAAGAAGUGUAGCAUCUAAUCAGCACAAAAUAAUUCUCAGCACACUCAGAGGGAGGAGAACGCAGCUUGAAGGUCACCUUUCUGUUGGCGCACAUUGGAAGCCCAUGUGUGAGAGUAUAUGAGUGUGUGUGUGGACACUUUCAUGCUGAUCAUGUAUCAUAGAAGUGAGAGCAAGCUGUUUGUCUCAGCAGUAAUCUCCCCUCUUGUGUGAUGACGCGGCCUCUCCAUCCAUCUGAAGAGUUUCCUGCCCUGCAGCACUUUCAUCCCUUCUUCACUGCAGAGUCCUCUGUUCACUUCUUGUGUUGUCUGUAUGUUAGCGGACAUCAACCAUGAGAUCAGAACAGCUUUUUCAGCACCGGUCUAACUUUUUUUUUUAAUCAACCUGGUUUGUCCCAAACUGUUCCCCGUCUCACACAGCGUGAUUGUAAGCACGCAGUAACGCUCCUACGUGGCAGCAGAGGCGUAAAACUGCGGGCACGCUCACGCUCAGUGUGGCAUCGGCCAUUGCUCCAGCGUGGCCGGAUUUGCGUGCUCUCUUCAUCUGUUCAGUAGGUGGUGUUGCCAUGGAGAUGUGGCAUUCGCUGUGCUGCUGAUGGGAGUGAUCGGUCUGCACUGCACAUCCACACACAUGCGCUCAUAGCAGACUAAAAAUAGAGAGCCUGGCCUGAGGAGCCGCCUUCUCUGAAUACUGAUUGUUAUCUAAUGAUGCCUCAGAGGAGAAAUGAAAGAGGGCAGAAUAUCUGAGAGGCAGGCAGAUGAGAGAAGCCGACUUUUAUUUGGGAAUGAGUGAGAAUUAUGCUGAUCUAUCACUUCUCUCUCAUUAGUCUGAGUCCUCCUCAAAGCUCAGGACAUUUUCAAAGUGCCGGCUCCUUCUCAGUUUUCCUUUUCUUCAGACGCUGAUGUACAUCCUCAAAGCAGCCAGGUGUUUCUCUGAGAGGUCAGACUCUCCUCGGCUGCUGAUUAAACCGGACCAUUAACCUUAUAUGUUCAUUAGCAGAGGGAAGACGACAGGUAAGAUCGAUGUCGCACUCUACGAGUAAAUCACUCUUCAUUCAUACAUGUCUUCCACCUGGCUGAGUGGCGGGCUGUUUGUCUCUGUUAUCAGUCCUGAAUGAAGAGGUCAGUGACCAGAAAAACCUCAGCGGGAAGGCAGAGGAAGUUUGAGGAGUCUUCAUUUACAAUUUAAGCAAGAUUUUUGAAUGAGUUCACCUGCAAUUUUGGGGGAUUUUUUUGCUUUCGUUGGACAGCUCAAAGAGGAGAAAUGAGACAGAAGAUACAAACGCAACAAUAAGGGAACAAAUUUUACAUUAAUGAACUGACUGGCCAGACCUUUCUGAAAACCAUCACACCAUCAUCUUAAACUAAUGAACUCUGCAUCUAUAUGGACAACACGCCUCCAUCUACUCGUAAUAUUCUUUCCCUGCCCUAUUUGUCAACAACAAAACUGUCAAUCACAUCACAAACCCUCUUUUUGAUAUAUAAUUUGAUUUUAAUUAGAUAUUGUAAUUAUAAGUGCCUGUGGCGAAUUCUUACAAAUCUCAAUUAGAGUGCUCUUCACUUUCAUUACUGAUGCUAGGCCAGGGAGGUUGUCCUGCAGUGCUUUUGCUUUCCUCAUUACUGACUGUGAAGACUGUUUUAGGAUGAUCUUUACACUUUAUUCAAGGACAUUUUACAAAAAAAAAAAAACAUUUUGUAGAAUUAGCAGCAGUUUUAAAGGGAUAUUCCGGCAUAAAAUUAAUUAAGGGUCAAACACACUGUAGCACCGAGUUGGACACCCCAUUGAGAGAUGAAUGUUGCUGACCGCUUGCUCCUCUAAUACCAACUUUAGUUAUGACCACAGAUAGCAGUAUACAGCAGUCUGAGGAGCCAUACACAAACCUCAACCUAAACGCCACUCUAGAGCCACAAAUAAUGCUCAGAACAGCACCUAACUUCAUCAAGAGUACAUAUAAGGUCCUAGUCACCAAACAUCUUUUCAUUUUCCUGAUUUCUUUAGCAAAGAGACUAAACACAACUCACCUACUCUUUUCCAGCAACCGCUUGUUUGUAGCAAGACCUUGACCAGUCCAUCAUUGACUGGGACGGGGUGACGCAGCUCAAGGAAGAAAAUUUUUUAACAUUAAUUUUAUGCCGGAAUAUCCCUUUAAGACUAGAGUUGAACUUUGAAAAAUUGAGUUUGUCCUUUGUGACGAUGACCUGUCAUUGGUGUUGACUAACGUGAUAUCAGAAGUCUCUCCCCUUCUUGAUUGCCAUUUGUCAGAAUUGGAGAAGUGACAUUGAUUAGCAUGCAUACACUGUGAUGAGCUAUUCAAAGACACAAAACUACAGGACAGGAGCACAUCAGGCGUCUUGAGAUAGCUUGCUUUAUGAUCCAGCGGGGGGGCUGUCUCAAUAUCGCCAAGGCCAUCUAGCCUGGCUAUGUGUCAGCUUAUGGCAAGUGUUCAACCCUGUAUGACUGCGUUUUUUUACAUCACACCCCUUUCCAGAGGCUUAUUAAAAGGUCAUGACCAAUAAGGACCAAAAUGAAGGAGGCAGGCUCUGUGACUUGUUCUUGGAUGUUUUUGCUUUACUGUCAGGGUGGAGUUGCACCAUCAGUCUGCGCUUCAACAGCUCUACCACUCCACACACAAACCCCACAGUCCAAUUAAAACCAGACUAAGAUUCAGAAUGGGAUUAACCUGCAUGUUGCCUUUAGCCUGGGUGGACAACAACUAACCUCCUUUAUCGUCAAAUAAGUUUAUCUUUGAGCAUAUGCACCAUCAAAUCCUAAUAUCAGCCUGUUUGUGAAAGCAUCUUGUUUAGUAUUUGAUACAGUACCCUUCUUUUUAAAAAAGAGGGUUUCAAGAUGAAGUAGAAAAGCACAAAUGGAGCUAGACAGCAGAUGGAUAGAUCCUCAAAGAUUCUAGGUUUGCCUAAAAGUGAUGGCACACAUCCCCAGUAGAUUGUUUAGUAAAGUAAUUCCUGCAUUCAGAUGUAUUUUGUGGCUCAAAGACUUAUAUCGCCAUCUGUACCAGCAGAUUGUUUUUCCUUUUUUUAUUUUUUUUUAUGGUAUAUACUCACACCAAACCAGUGAGGUGCCAGACGCUGCCAUCACCAUGAAUGUGUCUAAUUACAUCUACCAAGGUGUGAAAACGCUCAGCACAGCUUUAAUUACACCUAUCUCGCCCACUCGUUUUGUCUGCCACACGGUUGCCCGCCUGUGUGACAGCUGAAAAAGCACCGAACAUGUCGAGAAAGGGGAAGACAAGAAAGAUGAACAUGUGGGACGGAGAAUCAGGAGUGAAAUGUGCGAGGUCUGUGCAGUGUUGUAAAUUUGAAUUUCAUUGUCAUUAACGGGGGGAUUGUUUAGAGUGACGGGCUGCUUAUCUCCCUAUUGUCUUAUGUGUGUCUGUGUGUGUGAGUGUGUGUGUGCACGUGUGUUUGUGUGUGUCCGUGUAAUUUGAAUUAAUGGGGUUCAGUGCAGAGUGCUGCAGAGGGUUAAUGAAGAACUGCAUUAAGAGAGUUUGGUAAAUUGCUGUCACGGCGCCUCAUUGGUAGAAAUGAGAGUAUCAGCAAGUCACUAAAUUGAAAUUUAAGGAAAUUUAGGAGUUAUAGGAACAAUUUUUUUAUUAUUUUUUUUGGCAGCUUUGAAGACAUUUCUCUGAGAGAUGAUAAAACCAAACCAUGUCUUUAAUUCAUAGAGGAAGUAAGAACCCCUUUUGUUAAAUGAGGUCCGACAGUUCGAUGAGGCAGAAAAUUCAAGGAGACAGACAAUUUUGAGCUUUUUAAACCUCAGGUGAACACUAAACAAAGUCGACUGAGGAGGAACUAAAGGUUGAAUUAGAUACUAACCUUCUGAUUUAAGGGUUAAAUAUAUAUAUUUAGAUAUAAUGCUGCCAUAGCACCUUACCUUGGUUUUUUUUCUGUUUCAUAAGAUUAUAAGAUUAUAUCGUUUUGGCCUUUAUUAUAGGGGACAGCUGAAAAGAAAGAGAGAGGAAAUAUGGGGAGCAGAGAGUAAGAGGAGACAUGCAGCAAAGGGUGUGGAACCUGCCAUCAUUGACAGGCACUAAAGCCUCUAUAAGUGAGGCGUUUAGACCAAGAGGCCAUUGGCAUCCUGUAUAAGCCCUUAAUCAUUCAACAAAAGAAGCUGAAUUCUGUGAAAGUAAAAAAGGAAAUAAUUAAGAUUUAAUGUUAUGGCCAAGAACAAACUUAACAUUAAAAUUAAGUGUCUGAUUAAGUGGACAGGAUUAAGCUGAUUAACCUCCGCCAGUCUCUACAACAAUGGGUAAACAUCAGUGCUGUAGACUAUAGCUUCUCUGUAUCACAUAAGUACAGUGUAUGCAGUACAUUAUAAAAUACUCUGUAUGUGUGGGGCUUCCUGUCAGUUUUAUCCACCCAUGAUAUUAUUUUCUAAAACUGUUAUUGUUCAUUUGUCUGUUUCCCCUCUGGUUGGGCUGACCAUAUCAAAGUCUGGUUUAACAUUCAAAAAAGAUCCUUAUCGCAGAGAUGAACCAAACUUCCCUUUGACUCUCAGACCAGUUGAAAUGUUUGCUUGAUUAAGGUUACACACAUUAGAAUGUAGAUGCUUGUUAUUUUGUAUGUAAUUGAUUAAAACACCGUCAUGAUCUCAUUCUGUGCUUUUGUCCAUCUUGAAGGGUGAACUUCAAAGAGCCGGAGGCAGUCCGAGCGCUGACCUGCACCCUGUUGAAGGAGGACUUUGGUCUGACCAUCCAGAUCCCUCUGGAGCGUCUCAUUCCCACCGUUCCCCUCCGCCUCAACUACAUCCACUGGGUGGAGGACCUCAUUGAUGGCCAGAAGCAGCCGCGCAGGGGCAUCGACAUCGGUACAAACAUUCAUGUAUCUGUCGCUUAUUGUGCAUCUGUUAAAACUUGAAGAUGCUCCAUUUAGUUUCUUUGAAUCCAGCCUGUGGAUUUAUGGUGUUUUCAGUCUUUACAAACUGCUGGCUAAGUGAGCUCAGACUACAGGCAAAGCAGCCCGUUUCAUAUGUGGCUCCCAAAUAUUAUUAUUUUAUUUAUUUAUAUGCAUCUCUCCUGCAAAUCCUUUAUUUCGUACUAUUUUAUUGGCUUAAUUGUGAAUCUGCAAGGCUGCAAAACUGCUGCAGAGUUAUUGGCUUUUUCACAUCAAUUUUCAAGCGUCUGCCAAACUGCAUAAAUCAGACACAACAGCAAAAAUCAACACCUCUAAUCUGAUAGACUCCUCUGUUAUCUGCUUGAAGAAAGUCGCUGUUCUUCUCAGGCAGCAGCCACACCUAAAAAAACACACAAUAAAAGGAUUAAAGCAGCAGAUGGAGUAAAAUUUUGUUAAAGAUUGAAAAAUGUUGUAAAAGUGUACGGUUCAAGUGUUCGGUCCUCAGCUAAUAGAGUUUGAGACCCGUUGCUCUUGUUUAUCCUCGCUGUUGCUGCCAACGGAUCAGAGUAGCAAACAAAAUGUCAGGUGGUGCCUCCAGCUGGUGCAGAUGAGCCCAGUCGUUCCCAGUGUUCCCAGUACUCAGCAGGCAAAUCCCAGUCCACAUGUCACUGUGUGUUUGUGGUUCUGUCUGUCAAAGAAAAGCCUUAGCGUGUUUGUCGUUGAGAUUGGGCUGCAGGUGUGCAUGGGGGGGUGUCCUGUUUAGGGUCUUGGGUCAUUGAUUGGUGACCCUGAGUGUCCCUGUAAGCAGAUUGAAGCCGUCUGCCCCCUGAUGGAUCACUUCUGGGUGUUUCCUUUCCUCAGCGGUGCCACCUUUUGUCUAAGUCUGAGUUGAAUUACGCAGCCUGUCAUCCGUGAAUAAUUUAAUAAAAGCUGCUGAAUUGACUUUGAUUGUCCAUCGUGGCUUCUGAGUUCUUGAUAAUUCUUUGCAAACACGCCACCUCACGUUCAGGAACCAUCCUCCCUUCAACUAAUCAUUAACUGAGGUGUAUCUGCGGCUCAGGAGGUAGAGCAGGUUAUCCAUUAAUCACAUAUUUGAUUGAAAGCACUCUCUCUCAGUCCAUUUUACAAUUCUAUUCUAUUCAGAAGGUCAAAACCAUUCAUCAUCACAGUUAAUACAUCCCUCCCUGUGUGUGUUUUAUCAGGUACUGGUGCAUCCUGCAUCUACCCCUUACUGGGAGCCACUAUGAAUGGCUGGUAUUUCCUCGCCACAGAGGUGGACGACAUCUGUUUCGACUAUGCCACCAAAAACGUGGAGCAAAACAACCUGUCCGAUCUGAUUAGAGGUAAGUGUGGAGAGCAGUGUAUCUAAAGGGAGGAACCCUGCUGUUUUAGCUCAACAAAGCUUUAAUCUAUGUGGCGUUAUGGCGACAGCUCUGUUGAGUUUGUUUCAUGAAGUUUAUGUCAUGAUUAGGACUGGGCGAUUCGAUGAAAAAAAAAAGAUCACGAUAUAUUUUGUCAUAUCGUCUGAUCUCGAUUAUUAUCACGAUUUUUUUUUUUUAACAAAACUAGACAAACUAGAGAUUAGUUCAACAUUUUUUUAACAUACAAAGUAAAUAAAGCAAAUUGAAUAAGAUAAACUUAGAAAAAUAUAAAAAAACAUUUUAACUCAACAGUACAACAAAUGUAGAUAAAUUCUCAAUAAUAGAGUGAAGUAGUUUACAGUCCUGAGUGGUUCUGCAGGUAUGCAAGAUCCAAAAUAAACAAAUCGCCCCCUCAGAGAUAAUGAAGACGCCUUAAAAUGUAAACAUUAGAUGAAGUAAACACAGAUGAUACGACUGAUUGCUGCUUUGGUCUGGUUGCUGCACACCACCACUCACAUUUUCAUGCUUUCUGCAUAAUCACUGGGGAAGUACUUCUUCAAAUGAUUAAACAGAUUUGUUGUGUUGCCGGUUUUUGAGGACACCGACUGCCAACAUACCUUACACAUUGGCGUAAUUGCGCGACGUCACUUUGGAGAUACCCAAACCACCACCACACAACUGACGUUGAGUAACUUUUCUUCUCAACAAUAACAUCUUUAGAGGAUGACUCAAAGUCACGGCUGACAUCUGUUUUGCUGCUCUCAGCUCCACGUUGUUUACUUUCCCUGUUUACUUCUCUGGCAACUUACAAAAAUGAGCAGGAAAAGCUCGACUCUGAUUGGCUGUUGUGACACAGAUUCCCUCCAUGUUUGAUCGAGUGAAUGUGCUCACAGCUGAUCACCGUGAUCGAACUGAAAUUUAUCACCAUCAUGUAAUCACCCAGUCCUAGUCAUGAUACUGCUUUUGUAUGAUUAUCUUAUAUUCCUGACUCACACCCCCGCCUCUUCUCUAUCCCAGUCGUCAAAGUCCCUCAGAAGACUUUACUGAUGGACGCCUUGAAAGAAGAGACAGAAAUCGUUUUUGACUUCUGCAUGUGCAAUCCUCCUUUUUUCGCCAACCAGCUGGAAGCAAAGGUGACCGUUUCCCUCUCUUUCAUCAUUAAUCAUCACAUCCUGAUUCAGCGCAUGAAUUCAAAGCCUCCUCAGAUGUGCGUGUUUGGCUCUCUGAGCGUAAACAGGACUUGUUACCUGGUCAUAGUGAACCUGACAGGAAACACUAUUUGUUUACAGGAUAGUAACAGAUCUACUAAUAGGAUUUAAUCUUAAUCUCUGUCUGCCUUGUCGCUUCUCUAUAGGGGGUCAACUCGAGGAACUCAAGGCGACCUCCUCCCAGCUCAGUCAACACGGGCGGGGUCACGGAGAUCAUGGCGGAGGGCGGUGAACUGGAGUUCGUAAAGAGGAUCAUUCACGAUAGUCUGCAGCUCAAGAAGCGCUUGCGGUGAGGACAAGAUUUGGACCUUCAAAAUGAAACGUGUGUGUCGCAUUAAACUGUAGCUGGAAUAUGUAAUGAGCGAGGGUUCGAGACUAGCAGGCGAAGGGAAAAGAGCGCUGUUGUUCUGAGAGGCUUUGAGAGGUUUAAACGGCAGCUGAGAGCCUGAGUGAAGAGCAGACACCACGAGGGGGGAAUGUGCAGAUGGGUUACUGCGCUUUGAUGGAGCUGUCACCCAGAAUUGGACUAAUGAUUUUGGCAAACGCUCAGCCUGUACUGUAUAUGGAAGUCCACAGGGACCAGCUGCAUUUGGGUGUGUGUGUGUGUGUUUGAGGAUAAGGGUGUCCCCAGUGGCUGUCACUUUACCCUCCCUGGUUACCAGGGCUGUCAGCGGAGCAGCAGAGUGAGACACAGAUAGAGGGAGCUGCAGAGCGCUGCUAUUAAAACUGAUUAGACAUGCCACACCUGCUCUGAUCCAGGACCGUGUGUGUGUGUGUGAGUGUGAGUGUGUGUGUGUGUGUGUGUGUUUGCACAGUACGUCAGUGGAAAGACGAGCGGCCCUGAGAGGGAACUGAUCUCCGCUCCUGCCUGUUCUUGCGUGGUUCUGCGUUACGCUUGUGUUGCAAAGUCUUGCAGAGUCUUAUUAAACGGGUUCGAAGCUCAGGCCAAGCAACCGGAGCAGGCUAUCACUCCCAAAAGCACGCUGGGACACCAGAGCCACCAGGUGUCCAUGGAAACUGCCAGCCUCUCGGAUUGGUCCUCUGAGAUGCGCCACACCACCCCGCCCUGCUACUCUUUCCCCCUUUUUUUUUCACUGCAGUGUAAUUACUGUGAAAAAAAGGGAGCAGCCUUAGUUUCCUGGAUAAAACACAUCCACUUUGAGCCAAAAGUGAGGUAAUACACCUCAUUUAUCCCGCCAUUGAUACGAAAAUUAGCACCUCUGGUUGUGAGAUCAUAAUCGUACAGCCAUGCCUCAACAUGUAAAGAGAUAGUGGAGGAUGAAUAUGGAUGCUAAUGCAGCUGCACACUUCAGUCUGUUUGAAAGGAGGGAAGCCAGAGAUGCUCCCGACCCCACCCCCCCCCCACCCCGAAACAUCUGUGAGAAUUAAAGCUGCUAAAUAUUUCAUAGUGACAACUGAGGCUGACAUGCUGCGUCUCCCAGCCCUUCAACCCUCUGGGCAUCUUGAUACUUAUCAAUCAUGGAGACAAAUCAUCAUCCUUUUGUCACUCAUUAAAAAAAACUGCUUCAAAGAUGUAAAUUCAGCUUUAGCUUUGUAUGAAUAUUUGCUCAUUCAACGGCUCUGCCAAGUUAAAACUGAGGUUUGAUAAUGGGGAAGUGGACGCUUUGAAACAUUUACAGUUUAUUUACAACCAAAUGCCAGUUUUAUGAAUGGAAAUAUUUUUUUUUAUUUUCUUUAAAGCACAGUUAGAUUUUUAAUUUACUCUCCUUAUCAUUUAAAAGAAGCUGAACGACUCCCCAGCCUUCUUUGAAAGAUGAGGUCUCCCACAGGGGCAACAACAAAACCUCCUCAAAUGAAUGAAGAUAAUCAAGAACAGCACAGAGAAACACAAAUGAAAUACUUGUUGCUUCACAGUAAGAAAAUUAGUAUCUCAACAGGUGCUGUGACUCUUCAAAGAGACUAUUAAAUAGAUUGAAAAUACCCGUCUGGACUGAAUAAACAAUCGAAAAUCAUCAAAUCCUCUUUGUUUAAGAGCUUCAUAUAUUUGUUUUAAAAAUCUGCACAUGGGAUUUUAAAAAAGGACCGAUGAUUCGCUCUAAAAGAAGUUCUGACAUGGUUCAUGAAAAUUGUCCAGUCCUCCCCCCAGGCCGCCUCUCUGAUGUGUUUAUCUUUCUUCUACCAUCUCUCCUCCUGACCAGACUUUACUGCACUUAUCGAUCAAGACCAACCUUAUCUCUUUAAUGCACAGCAGAGUUUAUUGAUCAGGUCUCCACCAAGGGGGCACUUCAAAAACAGCGUUUCCCCCUCUGUGACUGCAGAUGUUUUCUCUGCCCCUCAUGUUUCACUUAACUCUGUGUUGCUCCCCAAAGCUCACCUCCGCUCCUUUUGAUCUGUUGUUUUAUGUUUGGCCAUUAGCUGCCGAGCUACCACAGUGACGCGCAGCUGGUUAAUCUGAACUCUUUCUGCAGGUGGUACAGCUGCAUGUUGGGGAAGAAAUGCAGCUUGGCGCCUUUGAAAGAGGAGCUCAGAAAGCAAGGGGUGAGUACGAAUGACGGCGGCGCGCACAAAUCUGCAUGCACAGCUUUUGAUCUCUACUCAUGCCUGAAUGAGCCCCUUCUCUGCGGGGUUAGAUAACAGCUUGUUGAAACAAUCUCAAAUGAGCGUUCAUCAGGGGACUAAUUUUUGUAAGAGAUCAUCUUCACUUCCAGAGCCGCAGGUACCCACAAAAUAAAACACAUCAGCUUUUUUUAAUAUGCCAGCGAAGGAGCAUCACAAACGAGCCUUGACUGAGCUGAUUUCUGGUAGCGGUACAUGACUGGAUCACACGGCAGUCUGUAGCUAACGUGCAUUAGCGUCAUUAGACCAGCCAAGAGUCAGGCACAUGACUCCUGACUGCUGCAGGCCUCUGGUCCUGAGCCAGUCCCUCCUAUCCCUCAAGUCUCCUCAGGAGAGCUGUUCGGGGCGCUGUUGCCGCUCAUCAGAGUGAGUGCAGGCUUGGCGUACAUCCAGAGAGGAGACAGUUUCUUCAUCUUAAAGCGUGUGUAAACAGAAACCCUGCCUAGUUAAUAUGCUAAUGCUUUUAUCACCCACUACUCGAGCUUCACUCAGGUUCUCUCGUCUCUGUGUUUUUCAAUUUAGCAAAUGUAGAUGUCUUAGAUCGUGAGCUCUUUGAACUCUGACCUCUUCUACCAAUUUACCUUAGUGACCCUCUCCUUUCUAUUUACUGAAGCACUCCUUUGAGAUGAUUCGAGUGCCCUCUUAGUACAAGGGUUUUCACACCACAUGUUUGCCUUUUUCGCAACAUGGAUCGUUUUUUUCUCACUUUCAACUCACUGAAGCAAAGACACGUGAAGCAGGACGAGUGUCUGAGUUAAAUUUAGAUCAUCUUGUUCUGAGUCUCUGGAUCUCAAAAAUAGAGAGAUUUCAUUCUGUGGAGCUGAUCUAUAAGUUAUAGUUACAGUUUUAUGGAGAAUACUAAAAAAAAAUCUGCCACACUCAGAGGCUCCACCUGUUAAAGGGAUAUUCCGGCACAAAAUUUUAUUAGUUGAUGAAGUCAGGUGCUGCUCUGGGCAUUAUUUGUGGGUAUAGAGUGGCGAUUGGUUGAGAUUUGUUGAUGACUUCUUAGACCACUGUGUAUUUCUUUUUUGCGGUUGUUACUAAAGUUGUUAAACUAGAGAAGCAAGCUGUCUCGAGGGAGUGUCUAACUCUGUGUUUCGGUGUCUUUGAUCCUAAAUUAAUUUUACGCCAAAAUAUCCCUAAAAGUGUUUUAAUUACAGAUUAAGUUUUGGGUUGUUUUACUGUGAAAUGUCUCCUCUGACACUUUCCUUUUUCCUCAGGUACCAAAGGUGACACACACAGAGUUCUGUCAGGGCCGGACUAUGCGCUGGGCUCUGGCCUGGAGUUUCUAUGACGAUGUGAUUGUUCCGGUGAGUGUGCUGAUUUUCUCCCCAUCCUCUUUCGAUUCAAGACUUUGUGUUGUGGUUAUAAAAGAGAGGUGGUGAAAUUAUUACCGUAAUUACCUGUGGUGAGCUGCUUUGAUGCUAUAAAAUACGACCGACUUUUAGCACUGUAAUAAAUACCCAAGUAAGCUAUUUAUAUACUUCUGGGUAUUUUAGUAGUUAAACCUCUUUUUCCAGCUGCUGAAUGUUUCCAAACCCUUCCUCAAUUAUGUAGAACCUCUGCAGAAUUCCCCCCUCUCCCUCAAGCCCUUUUCCAUUAGAAGCACUUUAUUUUUUUCCUCUAAGGAGAUGUUGAUGUGAUUUUUUUUAACAUGCUGUAUCCAGGCAACAGUUGCUAAGGCCAGGACUGUGUGCAAUACAGCCCUAAACCAUUGUGUUGUCUGGACAGUUAAAGGGCUGGACAUAAAUAAAGAGAACGGUUCAGAAAAAGAGUGAAAGACUGAGAAUGAUGCUGGAGUUAAAGAAUCGAGGAAGGCUGUCAGGAAAUCGUGGGACGAUGAUGAUGAUGGUGAUGAUGAUGAUGAUGAUGACUGUUUGGUUGGAUUUGUCUCUGUUUUGGCCUUUCUAGCAUGAGGGCAGUUGAGCAGAAUGAUCGGCCUACAUUUCCUCCUGCAGCCCUCCUCCUCCUCCUCCACUUUCACACACACAGCCACCAUCGUUUGCACUCACCAUCAUUACAGGGCAGACCCCUCAAGCACGCGCGUGUGUGUGUCUGCCUGUCUGUGUGUACAUGCUAACAUGACAGAAGUUUCUGCAUAUGCAAUUCCAUGCAUGGUUGACUUCCACAUUUCGCCUCUAUGCAUUUGUUCCUAUUCAUGUCUGGUGUGUACGUAUGUGUAUAUGUGCGUAUGGGUGCUCAUUAAUGUUACAUAUAGGCUUUAACAUAUGUGACACACAUGCAGCUGUGACCUACUAAACUCUCCUACUACCAGGUCAGCCUUACUACAUCCUACAAAUUACUGCCAUUACCUUAUAUUACAUCUUUAACACCACAUGUGACACAUUUUUCUGAACAGGGAGACCUGCAACAAAAAGUGUUUAAGCUCGUCGACUAAUCCAAAUCUGAAUCUCAGCAUUCACAGAGCUGUAACAGGUUAAAUACAAAUGUGAAUUGGACAUUUACAGUAAGAAGGGCUCGGGCACUGAGGGUGCGGACACUACUCGUAUCACUCUGUUUGUCCCUUUUUCUUUCUUGGUAAUACUAAACUGCAGACUCUGGGCCUUACACACCCAAAGAUUCAUACAAUUAUCAGUCCUGGUGGAAAAUUAGAUAUUUUUAAGGGUCUCAGAAAAAAAUCUCUAAGAAGGGCUCAUUUGCUCCCCCUACAGGUUGAAAGAUCCCCUCCUUAUAUUGACCUAUAUAUUUAUGAGUAUCACUAUUUAGAUUUGUCAUAUCGAGGUCUAAAAAAGUCUUCUUCCACUCAACAGGAAAUCUCCUGCUUUGAUUAGAAUUUUUGACAAAUUCUUGGAUGAUUUCAAAGGUGCAUAUUUGAAGAACUUUGGGGGUUCUGCCGGGUCAGUAGAUUUUAAGCUCACACAGAGAUGUAUAUAUUGGAAAUUAAAAGUUAUUUAAAGCUUGACUUUUUAUCAAAGGGCUAGGUUGUAGCCAGCAGAGAGAUGGGUAAUUCACAUCUCUACCACUAAUACAGGAAUUAGUUUUUUUUCUGAAUGAUGUACGCUCUAAUUUAAGCCAAAAUCUCCUCUGAACACAUUUACAAGGUCAAACUCGAUCACAGUCAUAGCUCCCUUUUAAGGGUUGCAAGAAAUGUUGAAGCUGAAGCUCCAAGACCAUUGAACAUAGUCACAGCAUCUCUGGUCAGUAUCUAUGAGAUGUUGGUCUUGAUGUGUGACAACAUUUGAGCCCUCAUCAAGCAGCUGGUCAGAGUUUGAUAUCUGAAAACAUAGUUUCCUGCUAUUUUCUAAGUAACACAUGAGUUAAUUAUGCCAAUAUUCGCAGAGACAUCUCAUGUCUCUUUAGUUGCUUGCAUGCCUCUCCUGCCAUUUGCAUUUUUAAUUUCCAUCUAAGUACCUGCCAUUGGAGAUGCAUGGACAGAUGCAAGAAAAAAAUCUGAGAUUUAUUUAAAGGUAAGAGUAAAAAGAAGUGCCAAAUGUCAGAGCCAAUUACACAAAAGGAUUUUUUAAUUUGAUGUUGAAAACGGGAUUCUUGUUUGCACCUUUACUUUCAGGUUUUGAAAUGAUCAAUGUGUCACAUGCUCAAACAUUCGACAUGAUGUCGAAUUGAAAAGAUGUAGACUAGACAGUAAGAUAAGCUUACAUACAGAGAAUAAAUGGAGGCUGUCUGGUUUAUCGGAGCCCUGGGGUAAGUGAUUGUUGGUUGCACUUAUAGGCCUCUGGCGGGAGAGGGGGUCAGGAAAGGUCCCGAGUUCAGGAGUCCGAGCAGGGGCUGUGAAACUCUAGAGUAUGAUUAACAGUGUUCGCCUGGAGGUGAAAUCUGCAACACUUAACUUCUCCAUUUUUUUGUGACUGUCUCUCAGUGUGUGUGCGAGCGUGUGUGUGUGUGCACUCAGGAGGUCGAGAUAGAUGAUUGGACAACAUGGUAUCUAAAGAGGGCAGCUCUUAUCAGACUUUUACCACGGCUAGGUUUCAAAAUGAGGCGCAGCUUUUAUUGUGAGGAUGUCAUUUACCACAUCUGGUGUGUGUGUGAGAGAGAGCAUGCUCUUGGGUGAGAGUGUAUAAGUGGGAUUAAUAAUGGAGUGAUGGAGUGAAAGAGCUGCAGAGUCAGAAGAGGAUGUUGUUCAGUAGAAAAGUGUGUGUGUAUAUAAAACAGAGUACAUGGAGUUCUUUGUCUCUGGGUUUGUGUCUGCACUCGCCGACUUUGUAUGUGUGGGAUUUUAAACUGAUGUGGUAGUGCUUGAAUCUGUGUCAAGGAUAUGGCUUACAGAAAGGUUUGGCUUGAUGGAUUUUAUUGAUUUCCUCUGCGUGUACAAUGAGCUGCAGGGCUGGCAGAGUGAGGAGGAGGAGGAGGAGGAGGAAGGGGGAGAGAUGUCUGUGUGAAACAAUAAGAAAUGAAAAGAAGCUCCAACAAGCAGCCAGACAAGCAGCUUCUAUUGUCAACCUAUUAAUUAAACACGUCCAUCUCUGCUGAACAGGCAGGAACCGAUUUCAACUAAAAAUCAAUGGAUGAUCAGUGGAGAAACAGCUUUUACUGACAGUGAAGAUGAAGCUCCCUUUCAAAAUAAAGCAGAUGCAGGAAAGCUGUGAAUUAAUUAAGCGAAAGAUCCAUAACUUGAGAAACAAUAUGAAGUCUUGUGAUGCACCAAAACGGCGAUAACUACUCCCCGAUGACUGUAGCGGUGUGAAGGUCACACUGCGCUCCUUCUCUCUGCUGUUUGUAGGUCAGUCGGCCAUGCUGUCUGCUCCGUCACUGCACAGUGCGGGCUGCAGACCCCCACCGUCUCCCCCACUUCAGUCACUCUGCGGUGACUUUGCGGAGUGCAGCAUGGUCGCGCCGGCUGCAGCGGGGACACACACACACGGGGUACGAUUGCUGCAGAGCGUUCGCUGUAUUCAGACACAGUUCAGCGACGACCUCCACCGCCAUCACAGCGUGACAUUAGAGGGGAUUAGAAAUAAAGAAGCGUGUUUAAUUCACUGCAGGUUCAGGUGGAGUGUGUGUGUGCUUUGAGUGCCCUCUUGGGGUGUGACAUGGACGUGCAACGUUGUAUGUAUCCAUUGAUCAUCCGAAAUACUCAUCAGGGGUCCCCUGAAGAGCCAUAAUCUAGAGAAAUACCACGCAAGCUUAUAAUAAUAAGAUUAAAAUAUGCCUUAUGGUUACUUUACUGUGUUUGAGUAUUACUUACAAUCAUUGAUCCGGAUUCAUGUCAUAUCAAACUACUCCUUUUAAUGCAUCUGAGUGUUUGUCUUUACCUGAGGAAACACUGGACUGUCUCCUCAGUGAGGCCCACCACAUGUCUUUUAGAUCCUAUCCUGACCUAAUUUUUUAAGUUAUUUUAUGAUUCUUUUAGAAACGAGCUUUUAAACAUGAUGAAUUGCUCUCUUCAGACGGGGGUCUUUCCCUCUGCCUUUAAAGCAGCAGUAGUGAGACCCCUGCUGAAGAAGAGCAGUUUAGAUUUGAAUGAUUUGAACAAUUACAGGCCAGUGUCUAACUUACAAUUUUUAAGCAAAAUAUUAGAAAAACUUGUUUUUAUCCAACUUAAAGAAUUUUCAGACAAUCAUGAUAUUCUUAAAAGUGUCUAUAAAAAGGCUAUAAAAGUGUCAGUCUGGUUUUAGGGUGAACCACAGCAUCAAGACCCCCUUGGUAAAGAUUUUGAAUGAUGUCAGAUUAAAUUAUGAUGCACAAAAGAUGACAGUGUUGGUUCUGAUGGAUCUUAGUGCUGCCUUCAAUACAACCGCCUAAAACACCUUGGCCUCUCAGGUGCUGUUCACAGAUGGUUCACCUCCUAUCUGACAGACAGGACAUUCAUGGAAGUGUAGACACAUGCUCCUCCAAAGUCUAUAAAAUCCCAUAUGGUGUACCUCAGGGUUCGAUUUUAGGCCCUGUGCUUUUUAACCUGUACAUGCUCCCUCUUGGCGGUGUCAUCAGGAGACAUGGAAUCAACUUCCCCUGUUAUGCUGAUGAUACGCAGCUCUACAUCUCUGUGUCUCCUGAUGGGCAUCUGGGAAAGUUUUUUGUUUUUGUUUUUAACUUGACUGUAAAGCGCUUUAUAAAUAAAGUUUGAUUGAUUGAGAUACAUGAGGCGCAACUGGUCGCUCAAGCAUGUGUGAAUUUGUGAAAGGACUUCCUUUUGGAUGUUGACAGAAGUAAUCACAGAACUACAACCUCAUUCAAGCGUGGUACUCUUAUUUCAGCAGGAGAAUGGUAAACCACAGUCUACACAAAUUACAACAGAGUGGCGAGUGGUGAAAGAGCUCAGGUGCUACACUGGUCCGCCCACAAGCCAGACUUCUCACCCAUUGACAAUGUUUGGGGUAAUUUAACAUCUAAAAUACAAUAAAGACAUUUGACUCUGGACUGCUGAAGAGCUUAAAUCCUAUUUCAAUCAAGGACAGGUGAACACUACAGCUUCAAAAUAACAGCAUUUGAGUGUUGUUGAAGAGAAAGUUGAUGAACAUGACCCCUUAGUGAAAAGAGCACCUGAACUGUUGUGGAAAUGAGGUUUUGCAUGUGAGCAGAAACACUUCACCGCCCUCUGCUGGCCGCCUCAUUGUCAACAUUUUGGUGCGGUUACUUGAGAACCAUCACUAUCUCUGGUGUGGAAUGUCUGUAAUGUUUUAACAAGAUCAAAACAACAAAUGAGGUUUCCGAAUCAUUAGUAAACCAGUCUUUUCAAUUUGCGUCAACAUGCACUGACGUGUAAAUGAAAAAGACAGGAAAGAAAAGCAGAAUCAUGAGAGACGAGAGGGGGGAGAAUUUAAGAAAUGAGCCAAUAAAGAGCUGCCAAACCUUAUCUGUAUGAGAUCAGUGUAGUAACAUUCAGCUGGGGAAAACAUUAGCGUGUGCGGCGUGAGUGAAGUGUAAUCUGCUCAAUCUGAAAGUGUGCUUUCUUCAGCUGGUACACAUUUUUUCUAUAUUGUCACCCAGGUUUAUCAACAGGGACUAUCCUCGUGCAUAUUUCAGAGACAUCAUCGAAUGUGUGAAAGGGAUAUUCCACCGUAACACUGAGUUAGACACCCCGUCGAGUGAUGAAUGUUGCCAACCGCUUGCUUCUCUAGUUAUACCAACUUUAGUAACAACCGCACGAUAGCAAUAUACAGCAGUCUGAGGAGCCAUAAACAAACCUCAACCAAAACGCCACUCUACAGCCACAAAUAAUGCUCAGAACAGCACCUAACUUCAUCAACAGUACAUAUAGGGUCCCAACCAUAGCACUAGCCACCAAACAUCUUGUUAGCUUUGCCUCAUUUCUUUAGCAAAGAGACUAAACACAACUCACCUACUCUCUUCCAGCAGCCGUUUGUUUGUAGUGAGACCUUGGGCCAGUCCAUUACAGACUGCUGCAGGGUGACUCAGCUCAAGGAAGAACAUUUAUGAUCAUGUCAUCCACACAGCUGUAUUGCCAUUUUACCUUUUAAAAUUUUUCUGAAUCUCACUCUGGUCUCUCCUUUCUUUCUAGUCUCCACCCAGUAAGAAGCGUAAACUGGAGAAGGUGAGGAAGCCGCUUUCAUUCAUGCUACCAGAACCGGGACUGAAGGAGCUCCAAGCCAAGGCCUCGGCUUUAGGCUGCACUGCCCGCAGCCCUGUGGAGAGUAUCACUGCUCUGCUGGAGAAAACACUCACUGACCUAAAGGUGAGCUAAGAAGUGUAAAAAUACAGAAAAUGGUUCAUCUCUAACUCAGGAGGCUCCUCUGAUACAAAAGGAGUAAUGAAAAAUCACUGCAGCAGAAACUUUACAAUAAUGGAGUUCAACUAUCAACCAUCAUUGCUUGCCUGUCUGUGUUGUGUAUGUCUCUGCAGGUGCUGCACAAGCGUGUUCCCUGUAGAAAAGGGGAGCAGAGCCUCUUACUAACAGCUGUGGAAAACACAUGGAUCCACAACCGUCAGAAGCGACGAGAAGGGGCUCGUCAGCUGCGAGAGCUUCCCAGGGCACCUCAGUCUGUUGGCACCAGCACUCAAAUCCCCACGGUCACAGCUGCCCCCACCACAACUCAAGCAGCUGAAAACCAGUCUGUCUCCAUUGACAACACUCCGGCUGACAAUGUUCAGGACAACUGUGCUCUUUCAAAUGAGACGAGUGAAGAAGUAACACUCAACCCUACAGGACAUCAAAAAGAAGUGUCAGAGUGUGUGUCAGGAGGAGAUGUGAACAUGGAGACCUCAACGUCUGCAGAAGCAGGACAGGAAACAGGAGCAAAGGAAGCGCCUGCGGCAGAAAGCGAGCCGCCCUGUGCGAAAACCCUGAGCCUUUCUGGGGAUGAACACUUCCUGUUAAAGUGUCUUCUGAAUGUCACGCCUGAGGAGAGGGAUGUGGUGAUCGAAAUGCACUGGGUCGAGGGUCAGAAUAAAGACCUGAUGAACCAGCUGUGCACUUUCCUGAAGAACACACUUUUAAGGUUCAUUGGAAAAUGCUGAAAUAUGAAAUGCUGAUUCAAAUCUUAAAAUGACAGCAUACUUUAUUUUGGAGAUGUUUAAGUGCUUCUCAGUUGGUUAUUAAGUUUUGGACAGUUAGAGUUAAAUCACUGUGUGUGACUCCACACAGCUUUUCAGAGUUCUUGGUUUUUAUUUUACUUUCAGAGGUUUCUCCCAAGAGGAGGAAAUUUUUAGUUUCAUUUUAGACAAUGACCGCGUUUGUAUAUUUUACCUUUUAAGGUAAUGCAUAUUGUACAUUAGGAUUUAGAGCUCAAAUAUUUGCAAUAAAUCAACACGUUUUUAUAGCGUUUUCUGCUUCUUGGUGCAUCUUUUGAUCAUGGUGACGUCUCAAUCAGUGAUUCAGUACCUUCAAACAUCCACUAGAGGGCAGAGUAUGUGUAUCUUCCUCAAGUAUCCCCCAUGAUCGCUUACAUGUAAAGUCAAGAUUAAACUUUUUUAUUUCUGCUUUGUUAAA
Molecule: messenger RNA, 23372 nt
Organism: Xyrichtys novacula (pearly razorfish)
Lineage: Eukaryota; Metazoa; Chordata; Actinopteri; Labriformes; Labridae
Source: the annotation of a GenBank genome assembly